This is a messenger RNA of Neurospora tetraspora, 3357 nucleotides long. RefSeq lists its product as uncharacterized. Bases 455 to 2983 code for a protein of 842 amino acids. The transcript has 4 exons. The record is from RefSeq and is a predicted model, not a curated record. Lineage: Eukaryota; Fungi; Ascomycota; Sordariomycetes; Sordariales; Sordariaceae.
CGCACCGGUGACGACAAUCAGCAUCCGGUAGCUCAGGCCCAUUUUGCUUUCAAAUUGUGAUUCCAGCUUCGGACAUUCAGCUUGCACCAACUUGCACAAACGAAACUCUCACUGCAAGCAUCUUGCCUAGUAGACUUCCCCCCCCCCCCUCCUGCAUCAACACUCAACGGCUCGCAAUUACCUUCGAGUGUGCUGCACUAUCUAUCGCCUGAGUGCUUUUAUUUUCCCUUAUGGGCCACGCGAGGUCCACCUCAGUCCGUGUCGACUUCAACAACUGAGGCUUCUCCAACGUGGCUGCCAUGUUCGAAUAUCAUCGUCCUCUCACAUCAUACUUUUCAUCGUCAGCACGGCCAUUUUCUACCUCUCCCAUCAUUCUCUUCGUCAUCAUCAACGCGAACUGGUGAUGCUUAAUGAAUCCGUCACAUAUCAGAAGCAUCAACUUUAACAUUAGCCCAUGAUGGAGCCGUAUACGCAUAUCGACACUCCACGGCCAUAUCUCAGCUCGGACGGUGGCGAAGACGGUAACGAGGGGGAUGGCGCCUUUCGUUCCUCCAUAGACUUCCUCAGUGUUGACCGCAUCUGCCAUGUCCAGACCGCAGAAAGCAGGUUCGGCGCAGACGUCGGCCCAGACAUCAGAAGUUUUGUUUACGAGCCGUGGCAUAGUUUCGAUAUAGAUGACGACGUCUUGUCAUCAACUGACGACAACACGGAGGAUGAAUUAUCUGAUGAGAUGGAUAGUAUCGAACUCAAUGAACAGGACUUGGGUUUGGGGGUGACUCCUGAUUGGACUCCUGAUAUCGUGGCGCCAUGGGCCCAGUUGGCGACAACUAUGUCUCCCACGCCGCCACCACAAAUACCGAUAGGGUUGCAGGCGCCGGGGGUACCUGAUGAUCUUUUGGCCCAGCUACAAUUGCUGCAACAGCAGAGCCAGCAACAGCAACAGCAGUUCCAGCAGCUUCAGCAACAGUUCCAGCAGAUCCAGCAACAGGGACAGCAACUGCUCCAACAACAGCAGCUCCAGCAACAGGAGGAAGGGGGGCGAGAGCAGGGGCAGCAGAGGUUUCCACGAGCUCAGAGGUUGCGGUUGAAUCUGACUGCUCUGUCACAGAAAUACAACCUUUAUUUCGCAUCUUAUCAAAACAAGAUACACGUCUUCAUCCCCCGGAAGGUCCCGAACAUUCUUCCUCGGCCCUGUUUGGUGCUUAAACCCAAGAAACUGAAGACUGAAUGGCCCGUCAGACCGGCCAUCGACCAGUCGUUCGGCCACCAGAUCAACCACCUUAUGAUCGGAAAUUUGGGCCACCUGGAAGUUCUCUUUUUUGCCUUUGAUGAUGGCGAUGUCGGAGCCUACUACACGCACACAAUUGCCCACUACAUCCUAUCAACGAGUCGACAAAGGGAAGCUAAAGGCAGACCUCCUCCCCGCUCAUUGGUACCUAAAGAGUUUUUUCAUGAAAAUGUGGGCGAAUCUGCCUGGGGGCUUGCGAUCCAUCAAGAAUCACGCCUACUUGCUGUAAGCUCCAACAAGGCAGAAGUCACGGUUUUUGCUUUUGCGCUCCGCCAGAAUCGACCUCAUAAUUUGAAAGAUGAUCCUACACCCUAUUUAGAUCCGUCUCCCCAGAUCUGGCCCGGCCAGACAGCUCUUGGCCUGGAGAGAGACUUCCGGACUCGAACUAGGACGUGGAAGAUUAUCUUACCUCUUGAUGCUCGUGGAAGCAACAUUCCGAACAUAUCCUUCUGUGAUGACGAGCAAGGUUGUGCGGAGUACGUGGUCGCUCAAGACAUAAGGCUGAGGACAUGGUUCCUUGACAUAUGGCGAUUAGGAUAUCCUGCAGUUGAUAUCAUGCAUGAGACGUCCAAGAUGAACUAUGUUACGCCAUCAAAUAUCGGUUGGGGUGUCAUGGUUUUGCCUGAUAGCUGCUUCAAGCAAACAGCGUCUUUGCACGAGUGCCUAGGUCUUCCGCCUGAGGAGCUGUCAGGUGGGACAUUGCGCAGUGCGCAAUUUUGGCUGGACACAACCCACAGCCUUUCCCAUGUGAGGGAUCUGGCAAAUCCUCUCUCAUAUUCCAUUCCCGCGCCCCAUAGUCCUUCAUUCCUCGACCCGAGACGAAUCGCUGGAUUCCCUAUUGAGGAAGAUUUGGAUGAAGAAAGCGGGGCGGACGAAGAGACGGAGAUUUCAGAUGCGGCUAGGCCAUGGACCAACGUUAAUUUUGGGCCUACCGACCGGCGGUCUAUGAUCUUGAACGCUGAACUUCCCCGGCCUCGUCAGGCUCCCCCGGCGUACCUGGAUGAUACCCACGAUGGCAUCCAUCUGGCUCAGUUCAUCGUUCCGAGAUUUGCGCAUGUUCCAGAUGCAUCAAGCCUUAGACGCGAACGAUAUUCGCGCUGGCCUACCCCUGCGGUACCGUUCAGCUACUGCGAUUUCUUUUCGCGCUAUGCGACGAAGAAUAUGUCCAUACUUCUUACCUCUUCGACAGAUGUCUGCUUGCUACACAUGGAUCCCCAGGGUACGCCUGUGCUUUGUAGGCAAGUUCUCCCGCAUUACAACCACCUUAACCGGCAUCAGUCACCAUAUGACCUUCACCGAGACUACUCGCAGCGAAUCGGUAUGCUUCUCCACGUACCAGAGCUCAACCUCGUGGUCCUCGGAUCACUCUGCGGCCGCGUUGCCUUAUUACGUCUAACGAAGACGGCAAAGCUUUUUUACGGUGCCCCAGUACGUCGCGGAUUCCGCGUGGAGAUGGUUUUGCCGCGCCGGUCAGAAGAGGACAAACGAAUGCGUCCGUGGUGUACUCUCCAUGGCAUUGCCAUUUCCCCUAUGCCUGACCCAAGAACAGACUGUAUCUCGUUGCACGGAGAGGGCGACGAAAGCCAAGAACCGGCGUUGAAGAAAUGGAGGCUGGUACUACAUUAUCUGGACCAUACGAUUUUAACAUAUAUCAUUAUGAAAUCAAAGGACGACGAAGACCUACUCGUUGUUUGAACAGAAGCGGGUGUAGAAGCCUUUUAAACCGAAAAUAGGAGCGGUUGAGUAUUACAAAGCGUCCAUAAAGUUGAAGCCUGGGUGCGGGGGUUGGACAUGCUUAUGUCACAAAGCGACAAUAUAUACUACCUAUAGUCUAUACAGACAUUGAAAUUGUGAGCCUCUAUUUCGCAACUUCGCUUACUCUCUGGAAACAACGUAUAAGUCCGCCUGUAUAUCCAUAUCCUCCCCAAAUCAUGUAUCAUCUCUGGGGAAAGCGCCCUUUACCGGCUACACCAACCUGUUUUGAGGCUCAUGUGAGGCUCUUCAAGUUGGCACAACUACCACCUUACAAACGUGGAAGCCAGUGUCCAACGGCACUAUGAAGAUGGCUG